Messenger RNA from Phlebotomus papatasi, 1514 nucleotides. Its product is annotated as prolyl 3-hydroxylase 1-like. The record is from RefSeq and is a predicted model, not a curated record. Gene Ontology annotation, molecular function: collagen binding; protein binding. The transcript has 2 exons. Gene Ontology annotation, biological process: collagen fibril organization. The coding region runs from base 186 to 1445 and encodes 419 amino acids. Gene Ontology annotation, cellular component: endoplasmic reticulum. NCBI's taxonomy places the organism in Eukaryota, Metazoa, Arthropoda, Insecta, Diptera, Psychodidae.
AGUUCGACUCUGGAGGAUCAUGAAGGAAGAGGCGAGAAAAAAUGAUCUUGGAGUCAAAUUGCUCAGAUUCUGUCAAAUAGUCAGCCACUGAUAAAAGUAUUGUGAGCACUUUGUCCGGUUUUAUAGUGAAUUUUAUAUAACAUGUUCAUGUUGUUUUUGUGCUAAAUUGUAAUUAAUUCUGUGAGAUGAUGAAGAGUUCCAUGUGCAUCGUCACAAUUCUCAUCAUAUACGGCAGAGUUUCAGUAGGGCUUGGGAGAAUUUCCGAUGAUUCUAUAACGAAUCGUCUGGAUUAUGUGAUUGAAGAGGUUUUUCUAAAAGCGCCUGAGAAGCCCGAAGGGGCUCCUGAACAAGUUCCUGGAGAAAUAGGUGAUGCAGGGACCUUUAUUGAAUACUAUCUUGUGGGGAAUAAUGCAUAUCUGCACAAUGACUAUCUGGGAUGUGCUUAUUUCUUUGAGAAGGCUCUGCAAGAAUAUAAAGAUUAUUCAGCGGUUGUGGCCAAUUGUAGGAUCACGUGUGAAUAUGAGAAAAAUAAUGGUAAACCCCUGUAUCCAGAAAAUCCAGAGAAUAUUCACUUUUAUGAUGGAAUUGUGAGAAAAACUCUAUGCCUGAAAAAAUGCCUGUUUCGAGAUCUUUCUAAAGCUUAUAGAUUCUUUGAAGUUGAUGACACAUUCCGGGAGAUAUUUCACAGCAGAAAGGCUUAUGAGUAUCUUCAAUUGUGCCACUAUAAAAAUGGUGACAUUGACAAGGCUGUCUCAGCUGCUACAACAGUACUGGCUAUGUUUCCUGAACACAAGCUCAGUGUCAGCAAUCUCAAGUACUACACAACCCUUCCGGAAUUUCACAAAAGUUUCCUGAAGGAUCUGGAAGAGAAACGUUUUGUUAAGUAUUACCUCAAGGGCAUGGAUUUGUACAGAGAAUCUAAAUGGAAAGAAUCUAUAGAAGAAUUUGAAAAGUCCUUGCAGACCUUUGUCCAGGAAGAGGAUAUUUGUCGAGCUUUCUGUGAAGGGUCUUUCAAUCAAGGAUGGCAUCCAGACUUAGCCACUUCAACAGCUAAUCACUUUACUUAUUGCUUGAGAUGCAAGAGGAAUUGCACGACAGAUAUGAGUAUUGUUGGGUCAGAAAAGUACCCAGAUGUCUUUCCCAGUCACUAUGAAUAUCUACAGUUUUCCUACUUUAAUAUUGGACACAUCGAAGAAGCUAUAAAGUGUACAGUAACAUAUUUGCUAUUCUUUCCUGAGAAUCAAAUGAUGUUGGACAAUCUCGAGUUCUAUAAAAAACAUCCAGAAGCCAAAGAUGACUUUUUCACAGUGAGAAGUGAAGCCCUCGAAUACUAUCAGAGAGCCCGAUAUGAGAAAACUCUUCUUCAAUUUAUUAAUGAGGAAUUUACAAAAUUCUUCGAGGCGCAGAAAACCAAAGAAGCUCUUAUGGAAACAAAUUCGAUAUAAAUUAUUUAAGUCGUAUAAUUGUUUUUUUUAUAUUUAACUUUCUUACGAUAAUAAUAACAUCGUUUGUAA